This is a messenger RNA of Arabidopsis lyrata subsp. lyrata, 524 nucleotides long. RefSeq names its product subtilisin-like protease SBT2.1. NCBI's taxonomy places the organism in Eukaryota, Viridiplantae, Streptophyta, Magnoliopsida, Brassicales, Brassicaceae. Gene Ontology annotation, molecular function: serine-type endopeptidase activity. Gene Ontology annotation, biological process: proteolysis. The record is from RefSeq and is a predicted model, not a curated record. The transcript has 2 exons. The coding region runs from base 10 to 468 and encodes 152 amino acids.
GGGACAAGCAUGUCUGCUCCACAUGUAACGGGUAUUUCGGCGCUCAUCAAACAAAAGUUCCUACAUUUCACUCCUGCAGCCAUUGCAUCCACACUUUCAACAACAGCUUCUCUAUCAGACAGAAAGGGUGAGCAUAUAAUGGCACAACGCACUGUCUUAAACCCCGACAUUAGUCAGUCCCCUGGAACACCUUUCGAUAUAGGUAGCGGAUUCGUCAAUGCAACUGCAGCUCUUGACCCUGGUUUGAUUUUCGACAUAGGUUACAAUGAAUACAUGAAGUUUCUCUGUAGCAUCAACGGAUCAUCUCCAGUUGUUCUCAACUUCACCGGUGAAAGCUGCUCGGCGUACAACUCCUCCCUUGCAGCCUCUGACUUGAACGUACCCUCAGUCACAAUAGCUAAACUAGUUGGUACUCGAACUGUACUAAGAUGGGUGACUAGAGAGGAAUAUUUAAGAAAAUCGAUGUAAAUAGCGAAAGAAAACGAUGGAUCAAGAUAUUAAACAACUAGAGAGGAGAUCAACAA